This is a messenger RNA of Labrus mixtus (cuckoo wrasse), 6319 nucleotides long. RefSeq lists its product as uncharacterized. The coding region runs from base 251 to 4894 and encodes 1547 amino acids. The record is from RefSeq and is a predicted model, not a curated record. The transcript is spliced from 9 exons. Lineage: Eukaryota; Metazoa; Chordata; Actinopteri; Labriformes; Labridae. Gene Ontology annotation, molecular function: structural molecule activity.
UUGCUUCACCAAGUCCUAACACAUCUGUGGCAGAAACACCAGAGGGCUGCUCAACCACAGCAGGGAGUUUAAACAGCAGCAGAGGGAUUAGUUUAAGACAUGCAGCUGUAGAAUAAGGGAGAAAAACCUGUGUUUGCGUCUUAACUUCUGCAGAAAAUGACUCUUUAAAAGGAGCAGUGCGUGUUAGGAGCAUCGAUGAGUCCAGGUGUGACAUCCGCACUUAAGAACGUAAACACAAGAGAGUGAUUAGAUGUCACCGUGGCAGGUUCUUCGUGCAGGCCGAGCGAGCCGGGCAGCUCUGGGUUACCGUGUUCAUCAUGGACCUGGAGUUCUGGUGCAUUACAGCACAACUCCUGCUGCAGCUCGAGACAGCAGUAGGAGCUUCUGUUUGUCCAGGGAGAAAGUCGCCCUUCAGGAGCUGAACAGGAGGCUGGCCUCGUACCUGCAGCAGGUCCAAUGUCUGGAGGCCGUCAAUCAGAAGCUGGAGCGUCAGAUCCAGGAGGAACUGGACAAAAAGGGUCCCGGAGAGCUGAGGGAGCUGGACACACACCUGAGGACAGUGUCUCUGCUGCAGCACCAGAUUGGUGAAUGUCUCUCGGCUCGGGCUCAGGUGAAGCUGCAGCUGCUCAGUGCAGAGCUCACCUCCUUGGACCUCAGUGCAAGGUAUGAAAAGGAGCGAGAGUGUCAUGUUCGUCUGGAGGCGGAGCUUAGUGACCUGAGGCUGCUGGGGGAUGAGCUUAAUGUCCACAAACUGCCAGAGCUUCAGAGUCUUCUAAACAGUCAAUUACAACAACUGAUGGAGCUGCAGAUUCAACAUCAACAGGACAUGCAGGGUUGCCCAACCCAGGUGUCAGGGGUUGCAGUGAAGAUGCAGACCACCGGGUCAUCAGACCUGAUCCAGCAGCUGCAAGACCUGAGAGAGUGUGUGACAGUGCUGAACAAGAACCAGAACGAGUGCUGGUUCAACACUCAGGUGUCCAUGUCGGCCGGUGACUCGAUAGCAGGGUCAGAGGUAGACCAAUCAGAACUAGAGGACCUGAGAAGAACAGCAGCAAGUCUGGAAGAGGAACUAAGCCAACUUCAGGAUCUGAAUGCAGUGUUGGAGGCUUCUGGUCUGGAGCAGACAGAGUCCUUCGUUCUGCAGCUGGAGGUCCUGCAGCAGAGAGCAGACUAUUUGUGCAGAGAAUUUGACUCAGUUUUGCAGGGAACAGCUCAGCAGGCUGCAGAUUAUGAGGCCCUGCUAUAUGUCAAGACAAAACUGCAGACUGAGAUAAACGGCUACAAGAGGCUGCUGGACGGAACGGGUCAGCAAAGGUUCUCAAGUCUUCACUUGAACUCUGUGACCAAUUUCCCAUCUUACUGUGCCACAACCAGCCCCUCUGCUUUAAUGAAAAACUUUACAGUGCACAAAACUGUCAGUAGUCAGGUAGGAAAUCAAAGAAUGAAUCAGAUUCAGACUGUCUCCAGAGACAACAUCUGCACUGUUAAAAAAACACCCGUACUUGGUUCACUCACAGAAAUAGUGACCACAAGCCAGACGAUCACGGACAACAGCAAACAUCCAAACAGUUUAAUAGUAAGAUCGAUUAACACAUCAAAUCAGAAAGGGUCAUUCCAGAAGUCUGAAAACAAGAAGACUGAAGCUCUUUCUGAGGGGACCGAAAGGGAAUCCAUGACCACUGGUGCAAAAAUUAACAAACAAAGCAUCCCUGUGGAAGAUAAAAUUAACUAUGAAGAUCAUGGCCCACUGAACUCAGGGUUUGUUGAUUGUCAGAUUAGCCAAAAUGUCCAAGACAGACAGACAUUAGAGUUACAUACGUCCAACAACAUGUUGCUUUCUGGCAAACAGUCUGCUACAAGUCCUACUGUUCUUCCAAAACUAGAAACUCUGAUUUCCAACCAAGCAACAACAGAGGCCUUUAAACACACAACCCCUCCAACUGAGAUUAGCAAAGCCUGUGACACUGAUCCCAGUGAACAGACUGCUGCAGAGAUUAAGACAGAGACAGAAACUGUGGGUCCCUCACCAAUAAAUUGCAUUGAGGGCGCCGUUCAGGCUGAGGAAAAACAAGAACUUAUCACUUCUGAACAAAACACCACUGAUGCUGGUUUACAGUCUAACAGGUUAGGUUCAAACAUUCAUAAUGUGAUCAUCGAAACCAUUCCUUGUGCAGAACCAGAUUAUGCAUUCAGUAGCGAAGAAAAUAAUGUCACGCAGGAGUCAGAUUCAGGAUCUGGCAUUGCAUUACAUUGCCCAGACACCAAUGUUGACUUCCAGAGAAGAACUGAAAGUGAAGCUAUUUUGAACAAAGUAGAAGUAGAAGGGAACAAGAGGGAGGUAGUCAAAAGUUCUAAUGAUAUCAACAAGGUGGAGAUUAACCCUGCUGAAAUAGACGAUGACAUAAAUAAUCCACCAUGUCAAGAAGAAUUGAUGAGUACUACAAAGUCCAAAGAGUCGACAAGUCGAACAGAUUCUGGUGUGGCUUUGAGUUCAUCCAGCACUGAUGGGUUUCUGAGUCCAGAUGAAGGUCGUGUCUUUAUGAGCCCCUCAAAUCCACUCUCAGCUUUGAGUCAAGAAAUGUGUCUUAGCCCAGUUGAGACAGAUGUGAUAAUGAACAUGACUGAUCAAGUAUUUUGCCCAGUUGAUCUAGAUAGUAGAAGUCCUGAUUCACUCCUGAGUCCAGAGGACCCAGACAUGUUUCUUAGCCCAAAUGAUCCCAACACAUGUUUGAGUCCAGUUGAGGCAAAUUUGUGUCUAAGCCCGAAUUUUGAAGAUGAGGACGAGGACGCAUGCCUAAGUCCAUCAGAGGCAAAUACGAGGGUGAGACCAGUCGAGAAAUAUGUUCUUACAACAAAAGAGGAAGGCCGAUCCCUGUCGUUUAGUGGAGAUCAAGCUUUGCCAGGAGAGGGCAGAAACAGAAAAGUAAGCAUUUCAAUGAGCGACGGAGACAGUCUGCGUUUUGGAUCAUUUGAAGAUAACACAGAGAGUAGCUAUAGUGUGAAUAGUUCAAAAGUCAACUGCAAACCCACCAGUCAAGGGAUUGGAAGCCAGUCAAAAGGCUUGGAGUUCAAUGGUCCCAGUGGACGUAGUGUCAUAGCAGACAAAGAGGAACAGCUAGGUUUUGGAGGCCUUUAUCGAAGAAGUACAGGAAAUGCACCUAGUCCCCGAGAUAUGGACAAAAGCACAGGAGACAAUAAAGACAUGAAGAAUAUCCAGAAUCCUGGUGACAGUCUAGGAGGCACAAAUGGCACAGACCAACAGAAAGAGGAUCCCUGUAUGAAGAGUGGGAUAAGGGAGCAGAAUAAUUCUAAUAAUAAAUCAGGUGACUUUCGUAUUGUACCUGCCAAUGAAAGGACUACCUUCAUUGGUGUGACUAAUAAUUUAAAUGACGUGGCUCCUAACAGUGGUGUGGCGAGUGAUUCAGCUAGAGUCAGUAAUAAUGAAGAUGCUGCUGCAGAGACACAGGGAAGAUUUAGGAAAGGCAGUGGAGAUUGGAAGGUUUACGGCGUCAGUACAGGAAACACAAGUACAAGCUUAUCCAGCACAGGGAGUGAAGAAGGUCCAUCAGCGGCCACGCUUCCAGCAACAAGCCGGCCAGAAACAGGGAGGUUUAGUAGAAGAGGAAGUGGGGAUUGGAUGGUUUAUGGCAGUCUUGGGCGUAAGAGCAGCUUAUCUAGCACAAGAAAAGAAGAAGCCGCGCUCUUGUCAACAAGCCAACCAGAAACAACAUUUGGUAGCAUGGUUAGCACCACUGGAGAGUUGAUGGUCGGCAGCAGCAGUCUUAAACAUACCAUCCGCCAGGCUGGCAGUGAGAAGAGAAGAGAAAGUCUGCCAACAGCCCCGCACCUAGCAACAAGCCCGCCAGAAACAGGAAGGUUUGGCAGCGGAGGAAGUGGAGAGUGGAAAUUCUAUGGUGGAAGUACUGGUCGUAUUAGCAGUUGGGCUGGUAGCAGUAGCUUACCAAAUGCUGACGACAAAAAAAGGUCAUUGGCUGAUCUACAACUAGCAACAAGCCCGCCUGCGAUAUCUAGAACAGGAAGAUUUGAUGGCGGGGGGAGUGGGGAGUGGAAGUUUUAUGGUGGGAGUACUGGACGUUCGAGUAGUGCCAGCAGUGCAGAUGGAGCCAGCGUCAGUCAUAUCAUCAGCCCACCAACUAGUGGACAAAGACUCAGUAGUGGUGGGAGUGGAGGCAGACUCAGCUCUGGAGGUGUUGUAAGGCGCAGUAGUAGUGUAGGUAGUGGCGGCAGGCUCAGCAGCUCAUCUGGUAGCCACAGGACUAGCAGAUCUGGGAGAUAUGCUAGCACUGGCAGCGGUGAACGGAAGCCUGUCUACGUCUCAUCUAGCGGACGCAGGAGCAGUUCGGUGAAUGCAGGCUUGUCAGGUGGAGUGGGGAAGACCAGCGGCCAAAGAGCCCCAAGCCCUGGGGGAAGAAUGAGUGGCAGUAUUGGUAGUGGCGGUUGGCUGAACAGUUCAACAGCAGAUGGGAAUCACAUGAGUAGCAGGCCUAGACUCAGCAGUGCAGGUAGCAGUGACAGAGUUAGCCGCCAACCAGGGGGUAGGAUCAGCAGCUCCUCUGGGUCAGGAAGAGCCAGUAGCACGGGGGGGCGGGCCAUCAGCAGCAGCAACUGGCCAAUCAGAAGCACUGGCAGCGGAGCAGGAAGCAACAAGGAAAGAAUCAGUGUUUGCAAGAUGGCGGCUCUGUCAAUGUCAGCAGCCGGGAGGGAGAGAAGUCAGGACAGAAGAAGCCAAGCUCAGAAAACCCAACAACAACAACAACAACAACAACAACGACAGGCUACAGGUACGUCUCCUCUUCUCCAGCGAUGGCUGUCAACUGGUGUUGGGGUCACCAGUGCUGACCCCGAAGGCAUUAAUGAUGUCAUGCAUCUCUGAUAGGAGUGACAACCCACUUAGAGGCUUAACAUACCUACAAGUGCAAAACUACUAAAACACUGUAAACUUGUUGUUCUUGAAUGAGGAGAUUAAAAGCAAGUGGUAGAGAACUUGUUUAAAUUGUUUUCUUAAGUAAAAGUUAAAAAAAACCAAAAAAAACCAAAGACACUCCAUUACAAGAUACUUUCAGCAAAAAUUAAAAGCAUUAGGGGAGUGGUGCCCGUGGCCUAGUGGUUAAUAUGUGUAUGUAAUAUGUGGUUAAAAAGGCUGAAGUCCUCGAAGCAGGCAGCCUCCUUUCCUGCAUGUAACUCUUCACUCUCUUUCUCCCCGAUAUACGACUCUAUCCACUGUCCUGACUCUAGAAUAAAGGCAUGGAAAGCCCAAUAAUAAAUAUAUUUUUUUGGGGGGGGGGGGGGGGGGGGGGAGUAUAGGGGAACUAUGUUCUCAUCACAGACAUAGAAAUGUAAAUACCGAAGUAGAGUACAGGUACCUAAAAUUGGAACUUUAUCACAAUAUUAGAGUUGUAGUCUUGAAAUCUUUCCACCGAAGAAAAAUACAUUAAAUGUUUGAUUAUUAAAAAUGUAUUUCAAACUUACUUCUUACUUAAAAUAUCACAAUCAUUGAUAAAGGAACUUACAUAAAUCACGUUUUUGUUGCUUUUUUUUGUUUUUACUCACUGUCAAUGUACCUUUUUCCUACGUAUGAUUCAAAUUGUAGAUUUUGGGUUGUUUCUUCUUUUGUUUCAGUGGUUUAACACGGUUUUAAACCUAAUAUUUUACAGAAAAGUAAAAUAUUAAUUAAUUAAUUAAUUAAAAAAGUUAAGAGAAAAGAGUAACAUUUAUCCAAAGGGAAUGGGGAUAUAUUCCAAAAGGUACACAAUGCUGGAAGAGUUGUCUGGCUUCAUGUCAUUGACAAAUGUUGUAUACUUCUAACCUCACUACAUGUUCAUGUUUAAAAGUUCCUUAAUAUUAAACAGCAACGGAACUUUGAUUUUUGUAGCUUACAUUUGAAGACAAAAAGAAACAGAUCCAGAAACCUUUAUCUUUUUAAUGAGGAUUUGUGGGGAGGAGUUGAUACCAGCAGGUGGCAGCAGAAUCCAAAGUUGUGAUAACUGAAGAAGAGCUGCAGACUUUAGUCACCAGACUAGAGAACAUGGUGACAUUAAUGAGAUUCUGAACAAAAUGUAUGAAGCAGAGCUUUAUUAAACACUUCUGAGGUCGAUGAAAAUUGAGGAUAGAAAAUGAUUAGUGUGUCUUCAGCAGCAGAAUGAUCCCUGUUGUUGUUUUUUUUAAUCACUUUAUUGCAAUGGUCAUACACAAUGAAAAUUCCAGAUCAUUUCCAUCUUUACAAUGCAUUGCCAAAGAGGACACACAAAACAGAAGAGCUAAUUAAAGCUAAAUUAGAGAGUCCAGAAAGAGAGAAAAU